CAAUAUGAUCGCUAACUCACACUUUGCAAAAAUGAGAAAGUACUCUCGAAACUCGUUUAAAAAAGAAAAAGAGACAGCACCUUUCACGAGAACACCGUACAGAUAUUCGAACAAUAAUUGACAGAAAUUACUAUCGAAUAAUCGAUACGUUUUUAACAAAAGUUAUAUUACAUUAUUCUUAUCGCAUUGUUUACAAAAAUUCCGAUAUCGUGAUUUCAAAUUACAAUUCCAAGAAGGAAAGUAAUAAUAUCAAAUUGUUACAGGGGAGAAAUUAAAUGACAUUUCUUGCUUCUUAAGUAACUGUGACACUAGUUCAUAGAACAAACUAAUAAGUAAUUUUGCGUUUUAUGUAUAAUGUUUCCAUGGAAAACAUUUUUAACAGUUGCUUCCCAGAGGUCUGUAAGACAUUUAUACACUUCAAAAAUUGUCCAAAAUGCUAUAAUAAUAAAUGGAAAACAGAUAGCUAAUGAAAUUCAGAAUGACUUAAAAGUAGCUGUUAAUGCUUUGAUAAAAGAUGGUAAAAAGAGACCAAAAUUAGUAGCUAUAUUAAUUGGCAAUAAUCCAGCCAGUAAAGUAUAUGUUCAGAGAAAAAUGGAAGUUGCAACUGCAAUUGGAAUUGAAAGUUAUACUAUUCGGUUAGAAGAAACUAUGACACAACAAGACCUUAUUAAAGAAAUCAAUCAUCUAAAUGCAGACAAAACUGUAGAUGGAAUUCUUGUGCAAUUACCACUAACAGAUCAGAUGAAUGAACAUGAAGUGUGUCAGGCAAUUGCACCAAACAAAGAUGUUGAUGGUUUUCACUUAGAAAAUAUAGGUAAUUUAAUGUUAAAUAGCAACUGCGUCAUAUCUGCGACUGCUUUAGGUGUAAAAGAAUUAAUAAUUAGGAGCAAUAUAGAUACUGUUGGAAAAAAUGCAGUGGUUAUAGGACGAUCCAAACAUGUUGGUUUACCAAUCGCAUUACUCUUACAUGCCAGUGGUAAGGGUAAAGGAAAUGGUUUAAAUAUGACUACGACUAUUUGUCAUCGCCAUACUCCCCACACGGAAUUAAAGAAAUAUACCAAAAUGGCUGAUUUAGUCAUAGCAGCAACUGGUGUUCCUGGUUUAAUUACUCAGGAGAUGAUAAAACCAGGAGCUUGCGUAAUCGAUGUUGGAAUUACAAAAACGAAAAUAGGAGAUAAAUACAAAUUGGUAGGAGAUGUGGACUUUGAGAAUGUAAGAAAAGUUGCUGGGUAUAUAACUCCAGUACCGGGUGGUGUAGGGCCUAUGACUGUAGCAAUGUUAAUGAAAAAUACAAUUUCGGUAGCUACUAAAAAUCAUCAGAGCACGAAAUAGUCUUGUCUUAAUAAAACUGAUGUAUAUUUGAUAAUAGAGAUAUUGUAAUCUUAUUAAUCCUCUGGCAUUCUUUGGGUCUUUUAAUCUUUCUUAAUUAUGGACAAAACUAUAAUGAAGUUUAUAUCAGUACGUUUGUAAAAACCAUUAGUGUAUAAUAAAACAGAGGACUGCCCGAGGGUUAAAUCAAUCCGUUAUGUAUGGGCCAUGCUUACUGUUCACUGCUGGCUACAUCUGCUUCUUUUGGAAUGCCCAAAUACCGAUCUUAUUUAUUUGCUGCUGUAUCUGCCAUGUAUCUGUAUUA
This is a messenger RNA of Colletes gigas, 1633 nucleotides long. It is a transcript of the gene Nmdmc, whose product is annotated as bifunctional methylenetetrahydrofolate dehydrogenase/cyclohydrolase, mitochondrial. Bases 355 to 1332 code for a protein of 325 amino acids. The record is from RefSeq and is a predicted model, not a curated record. Gene Ontology annotation, biological process: tetrahydrofolate interconversion. Gene Ontology annotation, cellular component: mitochondrion. Gene Ontology annotation, molecular function: methenyltetrahydrofolate cyclohydrolase activity; methylenetetrahydrofolate dehydrogenase (NADP+) activity; methylenetetrahydrofolate dehydrogenase (NAD+) activity. The transcript is spliced from 4 exons. Lineage: Eukaryota; Metazoa; Arthropoda; Insecta; Hymenoptera; Colletidae.